Molecule: messenger RNA, 1967 nt
Organism: Trichoplusia ni (cabbage looper)
Lineage: Eukaryota; Metazoa; Arthropoda; Insecta; Lepidoptera; Noctuidae
Exons: 3
Coding region: 275-1447 (390 amino acids)
Source: RefSeq, a predicted model, not a curated record
AUUCGUUUUUCCGCGACAGUGGCACACGGACUGGCCGGUAAUUUAACAAAAAUAACGUUCACAACUUAAGCGUUUGACGUUGAAGUACCCACAUAUAAUAACAUACAACAUUUUGUAAUAUAACGAACAUACAGUGCUUCACUAGUUUUAGUGUUAAACAGAUAGCUAGAUAUAGAUAAUGCAAACCUUGAAUUCGCUUAUCAAUAAAUAGCUGAAUAUCUUAAAUAUCCAUUGACAACUUACCUCAGUGCCAGUACGCUUCAGAAACACAACAAUGGACAGCCGGGAGCAAUCAUUACGCGUUCUACUGAACAAUAUAGCAGCAGAGCAGGGCUAUGUAGACUACGAACUGAUUGUGGACGGAUUCUCGAGUGGUGGCGCCAACUACACCUCAAAAUUAUACACAGCUGUUAUAAGAAGCCCAGAUAAAGAAGAUCUCAACCUGUUUGCUAAAAUAACCAUUGUCGGGGACAAAAUUCGAGAAGGUAUAGGAUCAAGAAUGUUCGACACUGAAAGCUUUGUCUACAAUAAACUGGCGAAAAUUUACAAGGACAUAGAAGAAGAAAAUGGUCUGGCAGAGGAACACAGGUUGACAUUCCCGAAGUAUUAUGGAUGUGACGCCACGAAGUACCAGGAGACCAUAGUACUGGAGAACUUGGUGGCUGCAGGCUACUCCUCGUACGACAGGUUCAAGUCGGUGGAGUGGGACUACGCGAAGGCCACCGUGACGCAGAUGGCGCGCCUGCACGCACUCUCCUUCGCCUACAGCGAGAGGGACCCGGAGGAGUUCAAGCUUGUGCUAGCCGAACUCAGGGCGGAGAUGAAAGAGGGCUCGCUGGACGUCAUGGCUGAAGGUUCUAUCAAGAAUGCGCUGAAGCACGUCGACAACAGGCACAAGAAGCAGCUGGCGAGAUUCUACGAGUCGUCCAUGACGGAGAUAGUGAUCAAGACCACUCCGCCUUCCUUCCGGCCCGUCAUCGUGCACGGAGACUUCAGGGGGAGCAACAUCAUGCAUAAAGUAGACGAGACUGGUAAGGUGGACAUCAAGAUCGUGGACCUGCAGACGCUGCAGGGGGGCAGCCCGGUCACCGACCUGCUGUACUUCAUCUUCACGGGCUCCGACGAGCAAUUCCGCGCGCAGUACUACGAGAAGCUCAUCGACCACUACUACCAGGAGCUCAGCGCCGCGCUCAAGAGGCUGCACCUCAACCCCGACCAAAUAUACUCCCGCCAGAACUUCGAUGAGGAGCUGAAAGAGAAACUUCCAUUCGGCCUGGCCCUGGCUGUGUUCACUCUGCCGGUGAUCACCGUGGACACCGAUAAGGCUCCAAAAGUGAACGAGUCUAUGGAGAUAACCGACUUCUCCGUCAGCAACACUAGCGAGCUCUACAAGGAGAGGCUGAACGGAGUCAUCAACGACUACGUGCGCUGGGGAGUCCUCAAAUAAGGUCAACAAGCCUCCGAAUAUCAUUUUACAUCACUUUCAUUUCUUUGUAAGCCUAUGACAUUAUUAUAAGUAAUUGAUGUUCAUCAUUAGUACCUAAUUGUAUUUUUAAUUGUAUGUGUUCAGCGGCUCACCUGACUGGAAGUGCCAUGCUUGUUCCAAUAACUUCCUUUGAAAUAAUCAUUGUUUGAAAUUCUUGUAAUUCACUUUUGUAAUUCAAUAGUAUUAAUUCAAUAUUUUUUUGACUUUUCAUUUUUGAUCAAACAAUUUUAUGGUUAUAAUGGCGUCCAGGGUGGCUGUAUUUUUUGUGUGUUUUUAUUGUAUUGACUGUGCUUAAUGAUUUUCUAACGGAUGUGUCUGAACUCAUUCAAUUUGUAUUCAAAUAGUAUUCUUUUGAUUUUAAUGUAUGUUUUAUGAUAUUGUAAUUGAUGUAAUGCCUUAACUUGUACCUUUUUAUGAUAUUCACAAUAGUUAAGAUGAAUUUGAUGUGUAACUUUUGAUAAAAUAAAACAAUUGAAUAAUA